Aspergillus costaricaensis CBS 115574 is the source of this 645-nucleotide messenger RNA. RefSeq lists its product as uncharacterized. The annotation marks the transcript as partial. The transcript has 3 exons. The record is from RefSeq and is a predicted model, not a curated record. NCBI's taxonomy places the organism in Eukaryota, Fungi, Ascomycota, Eurotiomycetes, Eurotiales, Aspergillaceae.
GAAACAUUACAGAGAUCGUGGAGUCUGUGGCGAAAGGAAUCCAAGGUUCGCGUUCGCAACGCAGGCCGCUACUAUUUCGAUUUCACCCACUGGAAUAUCCUCGUCGCCUGGGUCAUUAUUAUUGCCGAACUGGUUCUGGGAACCAUCCCCGACCCCCCCUGGAUACGCAUGCUGGCUGUGCCUGUGCCUUCGCUCUUCUUUAUCUUUUCUAUCGAGAUGUUAAUCUUCGAGUUCAUGCACGUUUUGAAGAUGUCUGUCCCAUUCCGCAUUUCCUCAAUCGCGAAAGGCGACCCAAUGCGGCCCGCUUUCUACCCACUCAUCGAAGACAUCAUCGCGGUCGAUGGAAAUGGAGGAACAGAAUUCCGGGACCGUUUAGAUCAACGCUACAAUGCGAGUCCUCCAUUCCGUAACAUGCUACAUCGAUUGACGAUACUGUGGAUGGUUCCUCAAAUGCUGGUGGCCGGGGGAACGUUAGCUGGGAUCGUGAUUGUUGACCAUGAGCUGGCUUACACGCUUGGCUGGUCAGUCCCUGCUAUUUGGGCAGGGAUCUGGGCUAUGGUAAUGGUGAUCUGUAUCAGGGUAGAAUUACGGCGUGAGCGGCAUUAUUGGGACGGGGUGCGACUGACCCAACAGCUGCAGAUGGAU